Messenger RNA from Panthera uncia (snow leopard), 5197 nucleotides. It is a transcript of the gene TTC1, whose product is annotated as tetratricopeptide repeat domain 1. The coding region runs from base 124 to 1005 and encodes 293 amino acids. Lineage: Eukaryota; Metazoa; Chordata; Mammalia; Carnivora; Felidae. Gene Ontology annotation, molecular function: protein binding. The record is from RefSeq and is a predicted model, not a curated record. The transcript has 11 exons.
CAGGAUGCUUUGCCAACAGUGAUGCCAUUGGUUGGCUCCGACGGAAGUGCACUUGGGUGAACGGAAAUAGAAGAUUUUAGAGGCUGGGAAGAACUUCAGCUUCACCUUCCUCACUGAUCCAGCAUGGGGGAGAAGUCAGAAAACUGUAGGGUUCCAGAGGAUCUUUUCAAUGGUUUGAAAGUUACAGAUCCCCAGGAAGCAGAGUGUGCUAGCCCUCCAGUUUCUAAUACCAAAGAUCACCAUUUCCAGAGCAAGUUGCUGAAGGAUGUUGAAGCCCAUCCCCAGGAGGACCAGGGAGAAGAGGAGUGUUUUCAUGACCCUAGCACCUCAUUUGAAAAGGAGGAGCCAGGAGUGGACAGGGUUGAGAACAAACCUGAUGAUAAUGUGAAUUCCUCUGAACUAGAUGAAGAAUACCUAAUAGAACUGGAAAAAAACAUGCCAGAUGAAGAGAAACAGAAGAGAAGAGAAGAGAGCACUAGACUAAAGGAGGAGGGGAACGCGCAGUUUAAGAAAGGAGAUUAUAUAGAAGCUGAGAGUUCUUAUAGUCAAGCCCUUCAGAUGUGCCCAUCCUGCUUCCAGAAAGACAGGUCUAUUCUGUUUUCAAAUAGAGCUGCUGCAAGGAUGAAACAGGACAAGAAAGAGAUGGCCAUCGGUGACUGCAACAAAGCUAUUCAGUUAAACCCCAGCUAUAUCAGGGCAAUAUUGAGGAGAGCGGAGUUGUAUGAGAAGACUGAUAAGCUAGAUGAAGCCCUGGAGGACUAUAAAUCCAUAUUAGAAAAAGAUCCAUCAAUACAUCAAGCAAGAGAAGCUUGCAUGAGAUUACCUAAGCAGAUUGAAGAACGUAAUGAAAAGCUAAAGGCAGAGAUGUUAGGUAAACUAAAAGAUCUUGGAAACUUGGUUCUUCGACCUUUUGGACUCUCCACCGAAAAUUUCCAGAUCAAACAGGAUUCCUCUACUGGUUCCUACUCCAUCAAUUUUGUUCAAAAUCCAAAUAAUAACAGAUAACAAAGUUUACAGUAGCUUUUAAAGCUGGCUUGGAGAUUGUAUGCUGCUCGCUGUUAGCAAGGGGGAAGGCUCUGCCAAUAUUUAACUUUCAAAAGCAUCUUAUCUCAAAGACAGGCUAUCUGCUAGGGCCCAGUGCUCCCUUCUCCCUCUUGUUUUAUGAUCCAGGUCAAAUGCACUUCUGAUGUAAUAAGCCUAAUUUGAUUUCCGUUUUAAGGUGGUGUCUAUGCAUCUGUUACCCUUGAUUCUGGCUGACCUUUGCUUUGUCCGGGCAGAAGCCUGCUUGUCAAAGCUGACCUCCCCGAGCUAUACACACAAGCCCAGCCAAAGUGUCUCCUGGCCCGAGCCAGGUUCAGAGACUACCCAGACAUGAUUCAUGAGGCUCCCGCCUGCUGCCCCCUCUCCCUGAUUACUCACAUUGCUCAGGCCGCCGGGCAUGGGCUCCAGCAUCUCCUGGUUUCCUCUGUGGUAAUAAACGCUUUCUUUGACGGUCUGAGCUGGCUUGUGAAUUUUGUCCCCAUAAUGACAGCUAAAGCAGAAGGCUCCUCUGGCUUCAGGCUCAGUGUUGCUGAAUGUUACCAGCAUCCACAGAUCUGCCCACAGUCUUAGUUGUCACCUCGAAGAUGAUCUUGAAGAACUGACCAUUCCGCCAGGUACUAGAAUGCAGAAACCACCUCACACAGUGUCUUGGGCCUCUUCAUGUUUGUGCAGAUCAUGAUGAGAUCAGUGUUUUUGCCCAAGCAUCAGUCUUAACAGUUUCAACUUAAAGUAGCUCCAUUCAAGAAGAGCGGUAUGUGAAUCCCAGACAAAACCAUAUUCUUUUAGACUACACGAACCCAGAGGUUUCAAAGGUAGGUUUGGGCUUUCUUAGUCAUCACUGAUUGUUGGUGAAAGCUUUCAGUUCUGGUUUGAGUGUCAAAGGCAGUGACUUGCAGGUUUCAUCUCAGAACUGAAGUGCCCAUAUAAUUCUGUAAGUGACAUUGCAGCAGUCCUGCUCCGUGUCCACAUGUGCCACAGCUCUGAUCUGUUCCUCAGAGCUCCUUAGAGUGCAGUGCGUUGGUCGGUCGCAGAAUGAUGUGCAGUGUUAACUCUGUGCUAUGCUAAGCCUCUCUUCCAGAUUUUGAAAUGGAAUUAAGGGGGAAAGGAGAGGGGGAAAGCGCGUGGUUACUUUUGCUUUGCUGUCUUUAUGAUAAAUCUGGCAUCUGAAGUUCUCAAAAAAGUGUGUGUGAGGAAUCACAGCGAUUGUGCAGGAGCUUUGGCCAAAAGGCCUGUGUCCGGCUCUCGGUGGUGAUGGCGUCCUGUGCAGCCGUUUUGCCAGAGCAGCGAUUCCCAGGUCGCUCACCUCAGGACCCUCACACUCCAGAGCGUUUGAAGAGUGUUUGGGGUUAUGUGGAUUUUAUCCAUUGAUGUUUACCAGAUGAGAAAUUAAAACUGAGAAGUCCCUUAAAUACUUAGUUAAUUCCUUUAAAAAUAGCAAAUAUAUUUCUUGUUUAUAUAUAUAUAUUUUUUUUUUAAAAACAAUAUUUUUAGAAAACUGUCUUCCAAAACAAAAACAUGACAUCAUUUUACAUUUCUGUAAAUCUCUUUCACGUGUGGCUUAGUAGAGGCUAGCAGGAUUCAGAUCUGCUUCUGCACUCAGGUUGUCACAGUAUCCCGUCACGUAGCCUGGCGAAUCCUACACCGUGCACACCCAUGACAGUGUGACAGUGAGAAAAGCAGUUGACCUACCUCUUAGUAUUAGCGAAGAUAGCUUUGACUUCUUGGAGACCUGAAAGGGUCUCAGGAAUUCCUGGAAGGCCUCAGGGCACUUUUUUUCUUCUUUAAUAGAGCUCUACACCCAACAUGGGGUUUGAAUCACAACCCCAAGAUCAAGAGUCGCAUGCUCUACCAACUGAGCCAGCCAGGCUCCCCUCAGACCACAUUUUGAGAGCUACUUUGCCAGAUUCUGACUUUGGGCUCAACAGCUGAGACUCAGCCAAGGUCGGAGCUGAGAUUCCUGAGCACCUGUCUGAACCUCCAGGGAGUGAGGAAAUAGACAUGUUUGCCUAGAUACAGCCUUCCUUAAGACAUUGUCAUUGCCACAGCCUCCAGAGGUUUUUGUUUUGUUUUGUUUUGUUUUUGUUUUUGUUUUUUUAGUCUGUUUUCAGAGAGCACGAGCAUGAGCAAUGGAGGGGCAGGGAAAGAGGGAGAGAGAGAAUCCCAAGCAGGCUCCGCACUUGGGACCAGUGCGGAGGCUCCGCACUCCGAACCAGACGCAGGGCUUGAACUCACAAACCAUGAGAUCAUGACCUGAGCUGAAAUCAAGAGCCGGACACUCAACUGACUGAGCUACUCAGGAAUAGAGAAUAUUACACCAUGCCGAGAUGUGGAGGCUGGGGAGUGGCUGAGCCUACUAGCUAAUGACCUGAACAUCGUGGCACUGGGCCUACAUUUGAACUUCAGUAAAAUGGCAAGACCUCACACAUUGGACCUUCAGAGUUAACUCAGGAGGCAACUUUGGAAGCCCACACUUCCCUCUUAGCUAAAGCACGGCACGGCCUGCUGUCCCAUUGCCCAGGAAGCGCAUAGCUAACCACUCUCAGCCAUGAUUUGGUCCCAGCUCCUAGAGCUCUGGCUUGCUGAAAAAAUACAGCCCAACCAGAUGGGAACUCCUGCCUGGCACUGGGGCUUCUAAGCCAUCAGGCAUCAUGGCGGAUGUGAAGGGAACCAACUCAGAAGCCUCUCCGGGAAAUCAGUGCCAAAGGUGAGGAGCUAGAUAUGAAGAUACUGGAAGCUUGUUGUCCCCCUGUGGGAUGCUGUCAGGUGGAUGUCUACAUCAGGCACCCUACCUGAACACCCACCUGGCAGCCACCUAAGGCCACCUGAGCACCCAAGUGCCCUCCAAUUCCCCAAAUGUAACAAGUUAGAAAUCCACAGAUGGUAAAGUCUUCAGGCAGACUAAAGACAGAAGUCCUCAGGGAGGCCAGGAAUGGGAAGCAAGGGAAUGGAGUGAAGUAGGGAGAACAGUGUUUACAUUUCAAAGAAUGUAGGCUUUGGUGGACGGUCUCUGGUACUUGGUCUGACGUACACAACAUUGUUUUGUGGAAUAGUUUGACUAGCCCAAAAUAGAAUACGCUAUUUACAACUUUAUUUCACGAAGUUAACUGGGAGAGAAGGUCGGGUGAUUUCCUGAGGCAGCAUGACAUUGAUGAGGUCCUGCCUUGGCAGCGCUGACAUCAGAGGUCAAGAGUAACUGCCUUGUUUUCUACAGGUGUUAGAGCAGCUUCAUUUAAACAUGUGAAGGACCCCCAGCCCCAUCCCUGUCUUCCACAAGGUUGCUUUGUGUCUUACUGAAGCCCCUGGCUGUGCUUUUCUGGAACAGUGACACAGCAGACACUCCUUUACCUCAAGGUACUUCAGACUGAUGAUAUGGUUCACCUGCUUUAGAUCACAGAUCUGAGCUGUCCACUCAGGAAUCACACACUGAGCUUAGAAUUCAGAAGCACAAAAUUAUAGACUAGUUCACUCAAGGGAAAAAAAUUCCAUCUUCCAUGGUUUUGGCCAGUGAGGUUACCGUGUGAGUCUUCUGUCAGGAAGGUGACUGGUAGACCUUAGAUUAGAAUCCGAACCUGUAAAGCAGGUUAUCUGUAUAGAAACAUCUUCUUAAUGUCACCAUCUCACUUUGCCUCCCUUGCGUCAGAAGGUUGCUUCUACAAAUGUGCUUCACAAAGGAAUCGGGAAAGGACUAAUCCCAGAAGUAUGCUUAAGUACGGUGACCUAGCAGCUUGGGUUUGGCCAGCUCUUUCUUCCUCUGACACAGUAUUCCUGACGUAUACUCUUUCCUUCCAGGUUCAUUACCUUCUUGAUAUGAUACCUACUUGUUUAGGCCAUGAAAUUUCACUGUGAAUAAGCAAAGAUUUGGCAGGAUGUUCACCACUAGAGCAAGCACCUGAAGGAAACCUUGGCCUCACCUCGGCAUAUGUGACUAUUGCUGUUUCACAGGAGAUCCAUUCUAGAAAUGCCUUUGCUCAUAGCUGAACUGAUUAACAAAACCUUGAAGAAAGCACAAAGUUUUAGUUCAAAAAAUAAUCCAGCUUCUCUGUCAUCAUCCCUUGCCUUCUUAGGCCUGUCCAAACUGUACUGGUAAGAACUUCACAUUCAAAAAAAGUUACGGUCAGUGAUUCUUCAUACAUAAAAUUCAAGUGAUUUCCUUGCG